Theileria annulata is the source of this 1866-nucleotide messenger RNA. RefSeq names its product T-complex protein 1 (TCP1) chaperonin, putative. Gene Ontology annotation, molecular function: ATP binding; ATP-dependent protein folding chaperone; ATP hydrolysis activity. The transcript has 7 exons. NCBI's taxonomy places the organism in Eukaryota, Apicomplexa, Aconoidasida, Piroplasmida, Theileriidae. The record is from RefSeq and is a predicted model, not a curated record. Gene Ontology annotation, cellular component: chaperonin-containing T-complex. The coding region runs from base 1 to 1866 and encodes 621 amino acids. Gene Ontology annotation, biological process: protein folding.
AUGGAUAAAGGAAUGUAUUUAGUAUUUAAACCAAGUUUAAAGAAAGAAUCUGAUCGUAAAGCACAACUUGCUACAAUACAAGCUUCUAAAGCUUUAUCUGAUAUUGUACGAACAACUUUAGGUCCACGUUCUAUGUUAAAAAUGCUCUUAGAUCCUAUGGGUGGUAUUGUUAUAACUAAUGAUGGGAAUUCAAUAUUACGUGAAAUAGAUGUGAAUAAUCCUGGAGCAAAAUCAUUAAUAGAAUUAAGUCGUAGUUUAGAUGAAGAAGUUGGUGAUGGUACAACAAGUUGUGUAAUACUUUGUGGUGAAUUACUAUCAAAUUGUGCUACAUUAAUUAAGAAAGAAAUUCAUCCUACUGAAAUUAUUCAAGGUUUAAUGGAAGCUCUUGAUGAUACACUUGUUGCACUUGAUCAUAUUUCUAUACCAAUUAAUAUUAAUAAUCAUGAUAAAUUAUUAAAUAUUAUACAAUCAAGUUUAAGUACAAAAUUUAGUAAUCGUUGGGGUAAUUUAAUAUCAAAAUUAGCUCUUGAUUCUAUUUUCAAACUUUAUAAUUCCAAUAAAUCUAAUCAAAUCAAUCUUACCAAUCAAUUGAAUGGAUUGAAUGGAGUUAACGGAGUUAAUGGUACUAAUGGAUUGAAUGGAACUACUGUUACUAAUGGAGUUAAUGGAAUAGUUAAUGGACUUAAUCAUACUAAUGGUACUGAGGGAGUUACUGGAACUAAUGGAACUACUGGAGUUACUACUACCGUUGGACCAAGCACCGUAACGGGAGACACCGUUACGGGAGACACCGUAAUGGAAGAAGUUACUGUAUUGGAUAUUAAAAGAUUAAUAAAAAUAGAGAAGAUAAUAGGUGGUUAUAUAGAAGAUUCGAUAGUAUUGGAUGGUGUAGUAGUGAAUAAAGAUGUAGUCCAUUCAAAUAUGCGUAGACGUAUUGAGAAUCCAAGAAUACUAAUAUUAGAUUGUACUUUGGAGUAUAAAAAAGGUGAAAGUCAGACGAUGGUUGAUAUUUAUGAUGAAACUGUUUGGAAUAAAUUAUUAUUACAAGAAGAAACUGAAAUUAAACAAAUGUGUCAAUAUAUUAUUAAUUCCAAUUGUAAUCUUAUUAUUACUGAAAAAGGUGUAAGUGAUUUGGCCCAACAUUAUUUGGUAAAAGCAAAUAUAACAUGUUUACGUCGUGUUAGAAAGAGUGAUACAAAUAGAAUAGCAAAAGCUUGUGGUGCAACGAUUGUAAAUCGUCCAGAAGAAAUUACAGAAUCUGAUAUUGGUUACAAUUGUAAAUUAUUUCAUGUUGAUAAAAUUGGUGAUGAAUAUUAUUCUUUUUUUGAUCAAUGUAUUAAUACUAAAGCUUGUUCUAUUCUAUUAAGAGGUUCUUCUAAAGAUGUUUUAAAUGAAAUUGAACGGAAUUUAUAUGAUGCAUUAUCAAUAUGUCGUAAUAUAAUUUAUAAUUGUAAAUUAUUACCUGGUGGAGGUGCUACAGAAGUUUAUAUCUCCAAUUAUCUCAAUCAACAAAUCUCCAAGAAGGUUGGAUUGAAGAGAUUAAGUUAUGAAUGUGCUAGUAAAGCAUUUCAAGUAAUACCAAAAACAUUAGCACAAAAUUGUGGAAUUAAUCCAAGUUCGUUACGGUGUUUCGUUACGGUGCUUGCUCCAGCAGCCACCAAUAUCACCAGCCCUGAAAGGGUUAAAUUGAUGAGUGAAUUAUUAAUGUUACAUAAUAAUGGUGAAAUACAUAUGGGUAUUAAUGGUGAAACGGGAGAAAUAAUUAAUGUAAUCAAUCAUAAUAUCUAUGACAUUUAUCUUGUCAAAUCACAAGUCUACAAAUCAUCAUUUGAAUCCGUAUCUUCAAUUACUAAUACUCAAUACUAA